AUGUAUAUCAGAAAACAUCUGGGCACCCUAAAGGAUGGUUGGUGUGAGGAUGCCAUGAAACUGAUGGGACUGAUCGCAUUACGAGGCCACAAUGACAUUCCAGCUUACAAGGAGCUGCUCAGCGACCAUCGCUGGCAAAGACUGGCUGACUUGUACCGUGAAGAAGUGUUUGCUUUGUACCAACUUCCGCACCAAUCCGCUUUUGCCAUGUGCCUUCAGUGCGGACUUAGUGCGUACAAAACACCUCAUUGCUCCCCAGGUGGAGUAGAAAGAUGCCCUACUUGCCAACCGUGUGCUUACGCUCUAGCCGAAGGUCUUCCAUAUGCACAUACCGUCAAUUCAAGGCUGGUUUUUGAUUUUUGGUCUUUUGCAUCACAUCUAACAGCUUUUUGUCUCUAUAGGCUCAUUUGUGCUUACUCUGGUGAGGCGUUGAACGAAGAAAAUCACCCAAUGAUGAUGCCUGACGGUAGAGUCUACGGAGAAAAAGCCAUCCGUGAACUGCAGGUUGACAACAUGGUACGUUGUCCCAGGACCGGCGCUAUGAUUCCCAUUGAGCAGGUUUUGAAAUUGUACGUUCUUUAG
This is a messenger RNA of Cylicostephanus goldi, 582 nucleotides long. The record is from the annotation of a GenBank genome assembly. NCBI's taxonomy places the organism in Eukaryota, Metazoa, Nematoda, Chromadorea, Rhabditida, Strongylidae.